This is a messenger RNA of Odocoileus virginianus texanus, 2468 nucleotides long. The record is from RefSeq and is a predicted model, not a curated record. NCBI's taxonomy places the organism in Eukaryota, Metazoa, Chordata, Mammalia, Artiodactyla, Cervidae.
CUGGGGAGAUGGGCAGGAGAAUCCCCUGGGGUUUGGAGCCCUGGAAGCCACUGCCUUACAACUGCUGAUUCUACACCUCGACUUCCUCCCCUGUAAAAUGAGGAUCAUGGCAGAAUCUUCCUUGCAGGGUAUGGUGGGGAUUAAAUUAUGUGUUCUUUAUGAACAUUUACCAGGCUAGAUCCUAGUACCAAGUUGGCAGCUGAAAAAUCUCAUCUUUUUUUUUUUUUUUUGAUUGUGCUGUGGGUCUUCAUUACUGCAUGGACUUUUCUCUAGUGGUGUAGAGUAGGGGCUGCUCUUGAGCCGAGGUGCAUGGGCUUCUCACUGUGGUGGCUUGGGCUGUACAACGCAGGGGCUCCAGCAGCUGUGGCUCCCGGGCUGUAGAGCACAGACUCGAUAGCUGUGGUCCACUGGGCUCAGUUGCUCCAUGGCAUGUGGGGUCUUCCCAGAUCGGGGAUCGAAACCCAUGUCUCCUGCAUUGACAGGCUGAUUCUUUACCACUGAGCCACUAGGGAAGCCCAGAAAAUCUAAUUUUUGAAUCUCCCUUUCAGAUGCUGGCUUGAGCCCAGGGUCCAGGCAUGGAAUUCCUGACAGCCUCCCAACCCCCUCCAGGACCUCCAGCCAUGGACUUGGAAGAGCCCAGGGACACACUUUUGCCCCCUCAGGACCCCACCCGUGAUUGCCAGUGGGACCCCACACCAGGAGGCUCUGGCAGCCUGAGUCAGAUGGAACUUGAUGGGCUAAAUAUUCAGGAUCUGGUGCAACAGUUUGAAGCUCUGCCAGGUGACCUGGUGGGCCUGUCCCCAGAUGGAUCCCCAUGCCCCCUGCACAUUGCCACCGGCCAUGGCCUGGCCCCGCAGGACAUGGUUGAUGCCCAUGGGCUCUUGUCUGCUGAGGCUGAUCGGGAAGACUUGCUGAGUCUCUUGCAACAAGAUGAGGGCCCUCCUUCCUUGCCGGGUCCCCAGGAACUUCCUCCGGACCCUGCUCCUCGCCUGUUGCAGCCCCCUGAGGACCCAGAAGAGGACACUGGCCCCCAGGAGUGGACGGAGGGAGCCUCUGCUGAGCAGGAUGAGGACAGGAGCUCCAACAGCUCCCCGGAACCCUGGCUGGAGACCUCACCUCUGGUCACUCCUGAGGAGCCACCUACCAGUGUCCAGAGACCCAAGACCCUGGCUUCCUACCCUGCCCUCCAGGAGGUAUCUGGCCCCUGCGACCACGAAGACCUCCUAGACGGUGUCAUAUUUGGGGCCAAGUACCUGGGCUCCACCCAGCUGGUGUCUGAACGGAACCCACCCCCCAGCACACGCAUGGCGCAGGCCCAGGAGGCUAUGGACCGUGUCAAGGCCCCCGAUGGGGAGACUCAGCCCAUGACGGAGGUGGACCUAUUUGUCUCCACCAAGAGGGUCAAAGUCCUGCUGACCGACUCCCAGGAGGCCAUGAUGGACCACGCCCUGCAGACCAUCUCAUACAUUGCUGACAUCGGCAGCACGCUGGUUCUCAUGGCCCGGCGGCGCCUGGCCCACAGGCCGGCAGCCCAGCCUCACAGCCACCGCCUCUACAAGAUGAUCUGCCAUGUUUUCCACUCAGAGGACGCCCAGCUCAUCGCUCAGGCCAUCGGCCAGGCCUUUGCCGUGGCCUACAGUCAGUUCCUGCGGGAAAGCGGGAUCGACCCCAGCCAGGUGGGCACCCAGCAGAGCCAGGGGGCCAUGGGCCCCGGCCACCUCCACAACGGGGACCUCGACCACUUCUCCAACAGCGAAAACUGCAGGGAGGUGUUCAUUGAGAAACGCCGGGGCGAGGGUCUAGGUGUGGCCCUGGUGGAGUCGGGCUGGGGCUCCUUGCUGCCCACUGCUGUCAUUGCCAACCUGCUGCACGGGGGCCCCGCUGAGCGCUCAGGUGCCCUCAGCAUCGGCGACCGCAUCACCGCCAUCAACGGGACCAGCCUGGUGGGGCUGCCCCUGGCCGCCUGUCAAGCUGCCGUCCGGGAAGUGAAGUCGCAGACGCUGGUGACCCUCAGCAUCGUCCACUGCCCUCCGGUCACCACGGCCAUCAUCCGCCGGCCGCAUGUCCGUGAGCAGCUGGGCUUUUGCGUGGAGGAUGGCAUCAUCUGCAGCCUCCUUCGGGGUGGCAUUGCUGAACGUGGGGGUGUCCGCGUGGGACACCGCAUCAUUGAGAUCAAUGGGCACAGUGUGGUGGCCACACCCCACGCUCGAAUCAUCGAGCUGCUCACUGAGGCCCACAUUGAGGUCCACAUCAAGACGAUGCCCGCCGCCACCUACCGCCUGCUCACAGGCCAGGAGCAGCCGGUGUACCUGUGAUCGACCACCUUCACCCCCACCAUUGUGCCUUAGCCCCUGCCGGCCCUGGAACUCCGUCCGCGGAACCUCCUCGGCUGGCCAAGGUCCCAAAAGUUUCUUGGUUCUAUAUUAUUUUCUGAUGUAAAAAAUUAAAAGCUUAUUGAAUGGGCAAAA